AUGGCGAACCAUGCAGCGAAACUCAAUGUUCGAACAAUCGACGAUCUAGAGGACUUGGCAAAUGUGAUAUUGGCCAGUGCGAAGACCGUCAAGUCUUUCCUCUCAGACAACAAAAUCCCGGCACCUUCAUUCUCCGUCGAUGCUCCUGCGAGCUUCCCGGAAUGCCCUCAAAGCGUACGAGAUGCACGGAGUCAACUCCUUGACGCCUCCAAGAAGAUACACCAGCUGGCUCUAGGGCCUAUUGAUCAUCUGUUCGAUUACAGUUGCUCGUACAACAUCCCCAAUGCUUUUCGCUGGAUCUCUCACUAUGAUGUGCCGUCGUUCGUGCCUAUUGAUGGUGACAUCAGCUACUCCGACCUGGCAGCAAAGUCGGGGUUUGUUGCGCACACCGCCGGAUCCAAGCUCCUGACGGUCCCUGGGCCCAGGGAUCUGGUCUACUUCGCCACCCUGGAGUCCACCCCAUGGGCAGCAUCAUACGUCGAGACAUUUGACAAGUGGGGCUACUCAGAGGAGCCCAAUGAGACCGCCUUCAACUAUACCUCGGGGAGUUCCCUUCCUGUAUAUAAGGCAUGGGACAAGGAUCCCGUGAGGGGACCUCGGUUUGGACGAGGCAUGGACGGAUUCCAGUCGUCCAGCGCCUAUCACACCGAUCAUAUGAUCAAGGGAUGGGACUGGCAGCUUCUGUCCCCGGGCAGCACCGUGGUUGACAUCGGGGGCAGCAGGGGAACUGUAUCCUAUGCUCUCGCGAGGGCUUUCCCGAACCCCAACUUUGUCGUUCAGGACCUUCCUGAAAUUGUCUCCAAAGCACAGGAACAGGUUGGCGUUGAGAGCGAAGUCGCCUCGAGGGUGUCAUUCCUGCCUCACGAUUUCUUCACGGCCCAGCCCGUCAAAAAUGCUGAAGUUUAUUUCCUGCGCAUGAUACUUCACAACUACUCCGACAAAUAUGCGGUCAGCAUCCUUCACCAUCUCAUGCCCGCGAUGAAGAAGGGCCCCAGGGGCUCCAAGCUGUUGAUCGCGGACCAGAUCAUGCAGCCGAUGCUAGGUUCAAGCUCUUGGGACAGCGGCAGUAAUGGCAGUAACGGCAUAUCGGCGCGAGAUGAAGGCGCGAUGCGAUUCUUGGAUCUGCAGAUGCUCAUAAUGCUGAACGCCAAGGAAAGAGAAAUGGUGGACUGGGAGGCUCUUUUCAGAAGAGCAAGCGAGGGACGGCAAGAGGGGGUACUGCAGGUGACGGGGCAUAGAAAGCCAGAGGGAGGCGUCCAUUCCAUCAUCGUGGUAGAGCUGCUUCCUCGUGGGGAUGAGUAG
This is a messenger RNA of Diaporthe citri, 1302 nucleotides long. RefSeq lists its product as uncharacterized. The record is from RefSeq and is a predicted model, not a curated record. NCBI's taxonomy places the organism in Eukaryota, Fungi, Ascomycota, Sordariomycetes, Diaporthales, Diaporthaceae. The coding region runs from base 1 to 1302 and encodes 433 amino acids. Gene Ontology annotation, molecular function: O-methyltransferase activity. The transcript is spliced from 3 exons.